AUGAAGCUUAGUGAAGUAAUGGAUGAUUUGUCGGGAAGGUUUAUUAUGUGCUUGCCGCUGUCUGAAUUUAAGAACACAGAGAGGCUUUUUUUCCAAAUAGAGGAAGCACACUGGUUUUAUGAAGACUAUUAUCGUAGAAAAUUUAAUUUGCCAUACUUGAAUUUGAAAGACUUUACAUUCCAGCUCAUAACACACAAUGAGCAUCUCAAGAGUGUGCUGAAGAUGGAUGAAGAGUUUAAAAAGUUCCUGCGGUAUAAAAAAACAGUGCCUGUGUUUGGAGCACUAAUAUUUAACACAACCAUGACAAAAAUACUCCUUGUUCGGGGGUUUGGGCCGAGGCAGUCAUUUACUUUUCCACGAGGCAAAGUAUGCAAGUCAGAGAGCAACAUUGACUGUGCAAUUAGAGAGGUCUACGAAGAAGUGGGCUAUGAUAUAAGCAAUAAGCUUAUAUCAAACAUAUUUCUUGAGACUGGAUCAAAAAGCAAAGAGUCAAAGCUGUUUAUUAUUAUGAAUGUGCCAGAGCAGACAACAGAAUUUAAGACAAAGACCCGAAACGAGAUAAAGGAAAUAAAGUGGGUGGGAAUCGAUUGCUUGGAAAGAGAGCCCUCCGAGCAGUUUUCCUAUGUAAAAACGUUUGUAAAGGAAAUUAAAAGCCUCAUACGAAAAGUUGAUGCAGAAAAGCCUAGACUCAACCUAAACUCGAUAAAAAAAGCAUUUUGUGCUAUUUAA
This is a messenger RNA of Nematocida ausubeli, 729 nucleotides long. RefSeq lists its product as uncharacterized. The transcript has a single exon. Gene Ontology annotation, molecular function: RNA binding; hydrolase activity; manganese ion binding. Gene Ontology annotation, biological process: deadenylation-dependent decapping of nuclear-transcribed mRNA. The coding region runs from base 1 to 729 and encodes 242 amino acids. The record is from RefSeq and is a predicted model, not a curated record. Gene Ontology annotation, cellular component: cytoplasm. Lineage: Eukaryota; Fungi; Microsporidia.